AUGGCCCCCUUGAACAUAAACCCUCCCCUCCUCAACUCCGCAAACCCAUGGUGCACAACCCUUGAACAGCUCCAGGAACUCUACGACAGUCCACACACAGGCGCCAUCACAACGCGCACAUCGCUCCUAAAAGGCUUCCCACACGACCCCACCCAUCACCAAUUUACGUUCUUCGACCCAUCUUCACACAACUCCAGCACGCCCAACCAAGACCUCGGCGGCGACACCAGCACAACAGGCAGUCUGAACACACUCGGCUACUCCCCCCUCCCCCUCUCCACCUACCUCAGCUUCGUAACCAAAAUCAGCGACACCCUAGCCGCCGCGUCGACUCCGGGAAGAGAAACUUUCAAACCCAUCAUCGUCUCCGUCACCGGCAGCGUAGAAGAAAUAGCGCAAUGCUACCAACUAAUCUACACAGUCCAACACAGUGUGAAAACGCCACUAGCCGUGGAAAUCAACCUCUCCUGCCCCAACAUCCCCGGAAAAACACCCCCAGCCUACAACGCCGCCGCCCUACGCGAGUACCUCGCCGCGCUCAAGAUGGCCAUUGAUGUUGGACUAACGAAAAGUGGCGGCGAGACACAAAUACCCGUUGGCAUCAAAAUACCGCCGUAUACGUACCAAGAGCAAUUCGACGCCUUGAUAAGCGUAUUGGAAGAGAGUGCGGAGAACAAGAUGAAACCAGUCUACCUCCCCUGCCCUAUUUCUUUCAUCACCGCCGUGAACACACUCGGUUCGUCUCUGGUCUUGUCUCCACAGGACGUGCGUGGUGAAAGCAAGAUCAGCCCUGCGCUCAAUUCAGCGAAUGGGUCUGGGAUUGGGGGGCUGGCGGGCGCGCCGUUGCAUCCCCUUGCGCUGGGUAAUGUGCGCAUAUUGAGGGAGAUGCUGGAUAAGAGGGAGGCGUUGAAGCGGAUUAUGGUUGUUGGGACGGGAGGUGUGGAGGAUAAGAGUGGGUUUGAGAGGAUGAGGCAUGUGGGUGCGGGGGCGGUGGGCGUGGGGACUGCGUUGGGACGGAAGGGGGUGAAGGUUUUUGGGGAGAUUAUGGAGGGAUGA
Messenger RNA from Alternaria infectoria, 1056 nucleotides. RefSeq lists its product as uncharacterized. The record is from RefSeq and is a predicted model, not a curated record. Lineage: Eukaryota; Fungi; Ascomycota; Dothideomycetes; Pleosporales; Pleosporaceae. Gene Ontology annotation, biological process: pyrimidine nucleotide biosynthetic process; 'de novo' pyrimidine nucleobase biosynthetic process. Bases 1 to 1056 code for a protein of 351 amino acids. Gene Ontology annotation, cellular component: cytoplasm. The transcript has a single exon. Gene Ontology annotation, molecular function: dihydroorotate dehydrogenase activity.